Molecule: messenger RNA, 3364 nt
Organism: Centropristis striata (black sea bass)
Lineage: Eukaryota; Metazoa; Chordata; Actinopteri; Perciformes; Serranidae
Product: protein tyrosine phosphatase type IVA 2-like
Exons: 8
Coding region: 1200-1706 (168 amino acids)
Biological process (GO): protein dephosphorylation
Cellular component (GO): nucleus
Molecular function (GO): protein tyrosine phosphatase activity
Source: RefSeq, a predicted model, not a curated record
ACGUUUACAUUCACAUACGUUUCAGAUAACGGCUUUGCUUUAACGUUACAGGCAUUCAUAUAUUAACUAUAGCUAGUUAGCUUCAAGCACGUUUGAAUGCCGUACCGUAACUGUACCGUUAACUGUUAGUUAAUUAAGGUCAGUAACUCGCAGGUGUGAAAUCCUGUCUGUGUGUAUUGAUACAGUUGAGCUAACUGGACAUAUCAGCUGUUAAACAUUGCGUUACUUUCGUUGGGAAAAUGUCACUCCAAACUCCUUGAAAACAGGUUAGCAACACGCUAGCGGGCCGUUGUCAGCCAGGACCCAGAAAAGCAGCAUCAUCAUCAAUGGUGUGUCUACAUCCCGGAGCCGUCACAUUUUCCUGUGUGCGCUCAAUGAACUAUCUCCUCAGCUCUCAUCACAGCUGCACAUGUAUGGCGUUUGCGAGGCUCGGAGGGGAGUUUUGCCAAGCCCAGCACCUGCUGCUUAUUGUGGACAAGUGAACAGGAGGCAUCAGCUUGGCGCAAACACUGCCAUUGACGUGCACAGGUCCUUACUGCCAUCCUGUUCAACCCAUAUGAAGAGAAGCCAACUUUCAGCCUGUCACCUGUCCUGGGGAGAAGGAGAGGCUUUGAUUUUAUCCCAGGAGUUUCCUUGCAGCUCUCCUUUCCUGCGUUUUUCUUUCUUCAACUCUUAUUCAUAGAAUUCUUCUCUGAAUGGGCUAGCAGACUUGAAAGGAAGAAAGGACAGAUCUUUUUUCUGUCUUAAUUUGUUUUGUGGGACUUUGAGUGUCCUCUCCAGUUUUUUUUAUCCCAAUCUGCUAGUUUAAUUAUUUUUUUAUCAAGCCAAUUUUAGUUUUUUCUUCAUUGCCAAGAAACGUUUAGAUUUUUUUCCUCCUUAUUACUAUCCCGGGAUUUUUUUCUUGUCUUAUUGUUUUUUUUUAUUCAGACUCAUUUUUGGCUCUAAAGGAACAUUAUAAUUACAGUUUUUGCCCAUAAAUCAUACGGAUGCAGUAGUUAGUAAAAUUAAUUGCUAAGUGUUUUUACAAUUUUGGUUCUUAAGCAAUUUUUGUUUUAGUAAAAACGUUUUCUUUUUAAAAUUUGAAACAAUCAGAACAUUUUCACUUCCUUUAAGACCUCGUCUGUUACCCUUUUAUUCAAAGCACAGACAUUUUCUGAUCUUUUUUUUCCUGUAUUGAUCAACCUUUGAGGGUCUAAAAAAUGAACCGACCGGCUCCAGUUGAGAUAUCUUAUGACUGCCUGAGAUUCCUCAUUACGCACAACCCCACCAAUGCACAACUGGGAAGGUUUAUAGAGGAUCUGAAGGCAUAUGGAGUGAACACCCUGGUGAGAGUGUGUGCUGCUACAUAUGACAAGGCUCCAGUGGAACAAGAAGGUAUACAAGUCCUGGAUUGGCCAUUUGACGAUGGUUCCGCCCCCCCAGAACAGGUGGUUGAUGAUUGGUUGAACCUGCUGCAGGCAAAGUUUAGAGAGGAGCCUGGCAGCUGUGUGGCUGUUCACUGUGUUGCUGGAUUAGGACGAGCUCCUGUGUUGGUGGCCCUGGCUCUAAUUGAGUGUGGGAUGGAAUAUGAAGAUGCUGUGCACUUCAUCAGGCUGAAGCGUCGCGGAGCGUUCAACUCCAAGCAGCUGCUGUACUUGGAAAGCUACAAACCUAAACUGUGUCUGCGCACCAAAGAUGCCAACGGACAGAGCUGCUGUAUACAGUAGGAAUCUACAACCCAAUAAUCUUCACUGCAGCUUCAUAGGAGACUUUCAAAUUGUGAUGUUUAAUGGAAAGUCGACAUGUUUAAGUAAAUGUUUUUGGUGACAUUUAAGUCCAUGAAAUAUAUUCAAAGAAAUUCAUAUAUUUCCCAAAAAUUAGAUGACUUUGUGUCAAAUUCCUGCAAAUCUGCUAAAAAGACAUCCAGAUGACUUCUGGCUUUACAUGAAAAAAGGACCUAAAAAGAUGCAGGUGUUAAGUUUUUAGUUCUCCUCUAUGGUGUGUGUGAUCUCACCUUUUUAAAUGUGUAGCAAAAAUCCCUUGAAUACUGUCAGCGGCACUGUGAAAUCAAGCAAAACAUUCAUUUCAAAGGUGACUAUUUUAAUUCACUGUUACAGAUGCUGCGACAACAAAUGCUAAUGUUAACAGACUUCUGAUUUAAAUUUACUUUGACAUUGGGAUCAAACAUUAUGGGAAAUUCUGUGUCAGCAGUAUCUUAGACACUUGAUUAAUUCUUGUGAUGUGAAACUGGUCCGCAGCUUGAUAUUUUGUUCUAACCUCCAACACUACAAAUGCUGAAUAAAUAGUUGGCAGUAUGUGCUUUCAGAGGCUUGCUGGUUUGUUGCACAUCAAUCCACACAGUGCUUCACACUGAUUUGUUUAUUCCAAUACUUCCUCACUGACCACUGACCAAAUCGAUCUCCUGCAGCCAGAAUGUGGUGCAGACAAUAAACAACUCAAAUACAUUAGAAAGCAUACAAUAUUUAAGAAAUUUGAUUUGUAAAUGUAACGUAUGCUGUAUUAAACAAUACAAGCUACCUACCUACUGUAUGUCCCAUGUCAGAGUCAUAUGCGCACAGUCUAUUUCUCUUGAACAAACUUGUGUUGGCUGUAAAUGUUUGACACUGUCCACAAUGUCAACAAGGCAACAGGUCAAUUGGUGAAUGUAUUCAUAAAUUAACACUUUAAGGUUUUUGUAGAUUGUCCUGUUAGCUGUCAAGUGUAAAGAACAUGCUAAAAUCAUCAAUAUGUCCUUUGUAUUCCAUGCUCUAUACCUCCACUUUAACAUACACAAUGUAGUGCAACAUGGUGUGUGAUGGAGUGGCAGCAUACAGAAUGUGAGUCUUCCAGCUAACAAUUUAGCAUAAAUUAUAUUUGUGGUAUUUGGCUGAGUCCAGAAUGUAGCUGAUCAAUAGUAGGCUCUAUGCAAACACAUGAGCACGACUAUUUUAGAUGGUAAAGAAAUAAGCAUUUAACAAAGUAAGAGUAAAUCUUUAAAACUAAUUUUGGUGCCCCUGGUUUUUCAACAGUGACCAGUUAAAUCUACUAAUGGGACAAUCUCCUGAUUACUUUCUGUAUUCCUUUUACAACAACAAACAGGACUGUUGAGCCAGCAUGGCUGCCACUGCAAUCUUAGUGGCCAUAGUUCUUGUCUAUCUCCGGCUCUGUACCUACUUCGCUGUCUGGUCAGCUGUUUGUAAGAUGAUGUCAGUCUUUGUGUUGUUAUUAUUUUUCUAUAAGUUUGAUUUUCUUUGCCUGUACUCCUUUACCUAUUUGUACUUGUUAUUUAUUUAUUGAUUUCUCAGUGUUUCUUUGUGAAAUGUCUGUCUGCUAGAAAAAAAAAUCUAGUAGUCUUGUUGAAAAAUUAAAGUGUUUAGUAAUGUAA